This is a messenger RNA of Macrobrachium nipponense, 3566 nucleotides long. Its product is annotated as DNA repair protein RAD51 homolog 3-like. The coding region runs from base 304 to 1386 and encodes 360 amino acids. Gene Ontology annotation, cellular component: replication fork; Rad51B-Rad51C-Rad51D-XRCC2 complex; Rad51C-XRCC3 complex. Gene Ontology annotation, molecular function: ATP-dependent DNA damage sensor activity; four-way junction DNA binding; crossover junction DNA endonuclease activity. The record is from RefSeq and is a predicted model, not a curated record. The transcript has 9 exons. Gene Ontology annotation, biological process: meiotic DNA recombinase assembly; DNA repair; reciprocal meiotic recombination. Lineage: Eukaryota; Metazoa; Arthropoda; Malacostraca; Decapoda; Palaemonidae.
UAUUACUACUAACGCCGCCGCGCACCCUUUAAGUAUACAUAAGAUCAUUUCGUUAAUUGUGGAUAGGUACUACUUACUACCUCAGCUAAUACUGGAUUGCUGUUGCAUUUGAAUUUCUGUAAUAGCCCGAAUGAAGUAGCCAAGAUGUCGAAAAAUGAUGAUUAUAUUACGGAAGGUAACUAUAGAUCAUAUUAGUAUACUAGGUAGGAGUUGAUUCGGCACUUUAGACAUUGAAGAUUAUCAAGCAAAAAGAAUGACUCCGUCAGUGAAAACCACGUCGUAGAUUAGAAAAUAUUGUGCAGGAUGGAUGCUGAGAAGCUCUCAGAAGUAAAUAAUCCAGAGGGGAGUGAGGCUGAGCCCUUAAGUAGUCUUCCCCUUCCUCCAUCAGUCAUCUCAAAACUUAAAGAUGAAGGUUUUAUUUAUGUGGCAGAUGUCAAAGGCUUACGACCUACAGAACUCCAUACAAUUACAGGGAUAAAUCUUAAAGAUUGUUUGGCUGUUGUAAGAGCAGUGAGGAAGGAUACUGAUGUUCAGACUGUGAAUGCAACUCCACUAGUGGUACAGGAAGAAAACAAUUCACCACACAUUAGUACCUUCUGCAGAGGUUUAGAUAACAUCCUUGGUGGGGGUUUUGCCAUUGGCUCUAUAACAGAGUUGGCUGGAAGCCCUGGCAUUGGAAAAACACAGUUAUGCUUGCAAGCCUGUGUAUCAGUUCAGUUCCCAACUUCACUAGGCGGCCUGGGGGGAGAAUCUGUCUUUAUAGAUACAGAAGGAAAAUUCUCAGCUGUGAGAUUGAAAGAUAUUGCUGCACAUGCAGUUCAGCGUGUAAAAACUACAACCAAUAGUGUAGAUAUAAGCUUGGGGCCUACAGUUGAAUCUCUUCUUAAAGGCAUACACUAUUACAGGUGCUACAACUGCCUAGAAGUACUCGCUGCAGUUAGAAGAGUCUGUGCCCUCCAAAAGGAUUGUCAAAGGAUCAAGCUUCUUGUCAUUGAUUCCAUUGCUUAUCCUUUCCUCUAUGAUGAUUAUGAAAGUGAGCUAGUGGGACUAAAAAGUUUCACUACCCAAGAACUCCAAGAGUUGGUGAAUAAUCACAAUAUGGCUGUCAUCAUCACUAACUACCUAACUAUCAGAGGUGAUGGUUAUUCUGUUGACUUGGUUGGAGAGUUAGGAGAGAUGUGGGGCCACUACCCCACUGUACGACUCAUUCUUCGCUGGGAGAGCGGUGAGAGGAUUGCAUCAGUGACCAAGGCUCCUCACUUGGGCAAUGCAGUUGCUAAGUAUGAGGUAAGAGUAGCAGGCAUUGAAGACAUUGAGAGCAUUGCAGUAUGUAACAGUACUGGAAUAAAAAAACGAAGGAUUGAAGCACCAAGCAAUUCUUCAUAGCAGUUACUGAAUGAUGUCCAGCUGUCAAAUAUUAAUUUAAUAUUUUAUGAACAACUAUUUCAAGAAAGUACAGACGUGUAAUGGUUACUUUCAGAAAUAAAUUAAGUACAAUUUUAUGAUGUAAUUACUUGUAGUUACAAACUAUUGCCUUAUCAAGCCCUUUUACUUCUGUGCCUGUAAAUGCUACUUAUUUAGACACUUGGCUCUGAAAUUAUGUUUCUCCAUCCAGUUGAUGAGGAUGAUGAUGAAAAUAGGACUAGUUUGUAUAUAUAGAAAAGAGAAUUCGUAAUAAAACAUAAUGUCUUUAUGUAAGGUACCAACAAUGCCAUACAAGAGAUGAAUAUUUGUUAAGAUGGGGAGGAAGCUGAAGUGGAGUGGCUUUCCAUUGGGAUGAUAGCUCAUUUAUUUCACAUUAUCCAUAGAUUCAUCAUCCAUGUUUCAGUUACCUGUAAUCAGAUAAUUAAACAUCAAAAUAUUUUUUAAAAUGUGUAUUGCAUAAUUUUAAAUUUUCCACAGAACUAUCAUCUUAACCAGUAGCUCAUGUGAUUCAUCUCAGGACAUUCAUGUGCAAUAUGUUAGUCAUGCCUAGGGAUCAACAGCCCCGUAAGGGGGGUUAGUGCUGCCAGUGCGCCACACAUUCCUUUUACUGUACCUAUGUUCAUAUUCUCUUUCAUUAGAAUUUACACUUUUCCUAACAAUUGUGUCAUGGUACAAGUGUGAGGUUUUCCUCCUUUUACACCUUUCAAAUGUUUUUACUGUCAGUUUCCUAGUCAGCGCUGAAUGAUCUCAUAAGUCCCAGUGCUUGGCUUUUGACCUAAAUUCUAUAUUCCACUUCCAGUUGGGAUUUAGUGAAGACUAGUCUUCAUGUCUUUAUGGGUAAAUGAAAGUUCUCUCAAAUUCACCCAUGGUUAAACUGUUCCCCACCUGACCAACGGGGAGCUCUCCAUUAGGUUCUGUUGGUCAGCCUUGGUAGAUGCCUUCCAGCGCCCCUGCAACAUUCUGAGCUCUUGUAGCUUUGCCCCACUCUUUCUCAUACUGGUGUCAGUAGCAUUGAUCAGUCCAGGUCUUAAACACCUUGGCAGCUCCUUGUGAAUCUGAUAUUAGGUGGUUUUCCUGAUCUAGUUCUUCCAGAGAUUCUCUGUAGCUCACUGUCCCAUUCAGAGGUAGUAGAUCGUCUAUUUGAUAGCAGUGGACUCUCUCUCUCUCUGAUCAGACCUCCAUUCAGCGAAUUGUGGACCUUGUCAUGCACCUUCAUGAUACCAAGCUUCUUUCAUUCACCAUUGUGAAAGGCUAGCUAACUGCAACCAGGCCUUCAGACUUGAGUGCAAAGAUAGAUCAUUGUUGUGGCCGAGCUGUCUUUGUCAGUUAGGAGCUUCAGAGUCUGAGGAAGGACAUGAAUACGCAUCACCUUCCGUAAAUUGUUUGGGCUCUGUUGAACCCUUGAGACAGGCCUUGAACUGAGACCUCACCUGCAGGAUUGUUGAGCCUCAACAAAAUGUAUUAGCAAGUACCAUAGGCUACUUUUCUGGUACACCAAGGGUUGGAAUCACUUUCAUGUUCAUUUAUUCCAGGGUUUGUGAGUCGUGCAUGCUGCCUUGAAGGACUUGGCAUUGUGUGCCAAGAGUACCUGCACCUCUUGCUAGUACUGGCAAAUGCAAGGAGUAGGUGUUCAGAAACGCCUUUCUGACUUUGUAAUGCAUCAGGUGAGCUAAUGGCAUUUGAUGAGGGCAGGUGCCUGUAGCUUCAGACCACUUUUACCUCAUCUUACUAGGUGACUUCACCUACAGGUUUUCAGACACCUCUCCUCUGUAACUUUUGGUGGCUAUUCAUCAAGUUGUGUAAGUGCCCAGCUCCUUUCAGAUAUAAAAUCAUCUACCACAGGUUUUUGGAGAGCAUAAGGUUGGUGUUGAAUGGUAAAUUGAUUGGUUUCUAUCCAUCCUUCCCUUCAACAAAAUUCGCAGGGCAGCAGCUUGCCCAAAGCAAUAACUGGACUGGGCAUGCAUAGAUGUAGGUGGCUAUUCAACCAAACAACCGACCUGAGAACUUGUAACAAAGAUUUGACUCCCUCCACACUUCUUUUUAAUAGGGAAAAGACUGUUCUGAUUCAAAGAUAUAGCUGCUUCUCACUGUCAUCCCUUGCCAGUUUAAAUCAUUUGUUACAUGAGCCGUUGCUCCCCUUG